UCCAUAGAACUCCUCACUUUAAUCCCGGUACCCGGCUUUUUAAUUCUUUCGUCACUUUGUUCAGUCUUUAAAUAUACAUUGCUCCCAUUUGAAUUACCAUCGUUUAUCAUAUACGGCUCUAAGUUUUUCAGUUUUUAUAUACCGUGAAUCCUUCGAAUUAAUCAAGAUGUACCGCCUAUCUGCUCUUGCCAGAAACAAUGUCCCUAAAUAUCUUGCCAGGAAUUAUGCCAAAGAUAUUAAAUUUGGUCCAGAAGUUCGAAAACUCAUGCUUGAAGGAGUUGAUAUCCUUGCUGAUGCUGUCGCUGUUACCAUGGGGCCAAAAGGUCGUAAUGUAAUCUUGGAACAAAGCUGGGGCUCCCCUAAAAUCACCAAAGAUGGUGUGACUGUUGCCAAGGGUAUUGAAUUAGCAGACAAAUUCCAGAAUAUUGGUGCCAAGUUAGUACAAGAUGUAGCAAAUAAUACCAAUGAUGAAGCUGGUGAUGGUACCACAACAGCUACUGUAUUAGCACGCGCUAUUGCUAAAGAAGGAUUUGAAAAAAUUAUUAAGGGGGCUAAUCCUGUUGAAAUUAGACGAGGUGUUAUGUUGGCUGUUGAUACAGUGAAAACGCAUUUAAGUACUUUAUCUAAAAAAGUGGAAUCUGCAGAUGAGAUUGCACAAGUUGCCACUAUUUCUGCCAAUGGAGAUACUAGUAUUGGAAAACUUAUUUCUUCUGCUAUGGAAAAGGUAGGAAAAGAUGGUGUUAUAACCGUAAAAGAUGGAAAGACUUUAGAAGAUGAGUUAGAAAUUAUUGAGGGCUUGAAAUUUGAUAGAGGCUACAUUUCACCAUAUUUUAUUAACUCAACUAAGGGUGCUAAAGUAGAAUUCCAAGAUGCUUUAGUAUUAUUCAGUGAGAAAAAAAUUUCUUCUGCUCAAUCAUUAAUUCCUGCUUUAGAAUUAGCUAAUGCUCAGCGCAAACCACUUGUUAUUGUUGCUGAAGACUUAGAUGGUGAAGUUACAGGAAUGCUAGUUUUAAAUAGAUUGAAGAUUGGUCUGAAUGUUGCGGCUGUCAAAGCACCAGGAUUUGGAGAUAAUCGCAAAUCUACGUUAACUGAUAUGGCUAUUGCAACUGGAGGUGUUGUAUUUGGUCAAGAAGGUAAUGAAAUAAAAAUUGAAGAUAUUAAAGCAGGUGAUUUUGGUCAAGUGAAGGAAGUUGUUAUUACCAAAGAUGACACUUUGCUUUUAAAAGGAAAUGGUGUACCAUCUGACAUUGAACAAAGAGCUGAGCAAAUUAGAGAUCAAAUUAAGGAUACAUCAUCCGAAUAUGAAAAAGAAAAAUUACAAGAACGACUUGCUAGAUUAGCAUCUGGUGUUGCUGUGUUAAAAAUUGGUGGAAGUAGUGAAGUAGAAGUCAAUGAAAAAAAAGAUCGUGUUACUGAUGCACUUAAUGCUACCCGUGCAGCUGUUGAAGAAGGUAUUGUUCCUGGAGGUGGUACUGCUCUUAUUCGUUGUUCUUCUGCACUGGAUACUAUUAAAGUAGCAAAUGCAGACCAAAAAAUUGGCAUUGAAAUUGUGCGUAAGGCUCUAACCAUGCCUUGUAUGACAAUUGCUCGAAAUGCUGGUGUUGAUGGUAGUGUUGUUGUUGCUAAAGUAUCUGAAGGUAAAGAUGGUUUUGGAUAUGAUGCAUUAAAUGAUGAAUAUGUAAACAUGAUUGAAAAAGGAAUUAUCGAUCCAACCAAAGUUGUGAGGACAGCUUUAACUGAUGCUGCUGGUGUUGCAUCUCUGUUGACUACAGCAGAAGCAGUCAUAACUGAGUUACCAAAAAAGGAUGACCCAUCACCAGCUGGUAUGGGUGGCAUGGGUGGAAUGGGUGGUAUGGGAGGAAUGGGAGGAAUGGGUGGCAUGAUGUAACACUUAAUUUAGAAAUCACAAAGACUGACAUCGCGUGUGUGACAUAAUAUUUUUCUAUCCUAGUUAUAUGUUGUUCUCGAUGUUUUAUUUUAUAAAUAUCAAAUUUAUUAAUUAUUAGUAAAGCAAUUAGGUUUUUUUUACAUAUUUUUAAAUUCAUGUGUUUUAUGUACAAAUAGGUUGUCUUUUCCAUUACUCACAUGUUAGAUUAUUGCAUAGAUGUUGAAUUGGAAAUUGUACAAAUUAUUUUAAGACCAUAAAAACUCAUUCCAAAAAUA
This is a messenger RNA of Sipha flava (yellow sugarcane aphid), 2163 nucleotides long. It is a transcript of the gene Hsp60A, whose product is annotated as heat shock protein 60A. Lineage: Eukaryota; Metazoa; Arthropoda; Insecta; Hemiptera; Aphididae. Gene Ontology annotation, molecular function: protein-folding chaperone binding; ATP-dependent protein folding chaperone; ATP binding. The transcript is spliced from 10 exons. The coding region runs from base 167 to 1888 and encodes 573 amino acids. The record is from RefSeq and is a predicted model, not a curated record. Gene Ontology annotation, cellular component: mitochondrial inner membrane; mitochondrial matrix. Gene Ontology annotation, biological process: mitochondrial unfolded protein response; apoptotic mitochondrial changes; protein import into mitochondrial intermembrane space.